This is a messenger RNA of Vanessa tameamea, 1164 nucleotides long. RefSeq lists its product as uncharacterized. Bases 436 to 1110 code for a protein of 224 amino acids. Gene Ontology annotation, cellular component: nucleus; transcription regulator complex. Gene Ontology annotation, molecular function: DNA binding. The transcript is spliced from 2 exons. Gene Ontology annotation, biological process: regulation of transcription by RNA polymerase II. Lineage: Eukaryota; Metazoa; Arthropoda; Insecta; Lepidoptera; Nymphalidae. The record is from RefSeq and is a predicted model, not a curated record.
CGCACUCCGCGCUGCGGGUGCGUCACUCUGUGCGGAUUAGUCGUGUCAGUUCGACGCGUUUAUACCUUAAACGUAUAUUUUAGUGAAUACUUAACAAUCGUAAACAUUAAAAAAUAUAUCUGUGUUUACAAUAAUCCUACGAUAGCGAGCGAUACUACGUAAAGUUCAUCCGUCCGUUAUUGAUAAACUCCGCCGCGGCGUUGCCAAGUCGGUCGCUGCGUCGCACGUUGCCAGGCCGCGGCAAGUUCGUGUGAAAGCGUUACGUAUUCAUUAUGGACAAUUUUUAUCAGCUAAUAUUAUAAAAUUUAUAUCAUUAAGAUUUUGUGCAAAAUGGGGAAAAAUGACAUUUACGUUAUAUUUUUAAUAGCUUUUCACUUUUAUUGUCUAUAGUAAUUUGAACUGAUCUAAUAUUACAUAACACGUGGUUCAUUCAAAAUGACAACGUAUUCAUUGGAUGCUGAAACAUUUAUAAACGAAAUAAAGAAACACAAAGAGUUAUGGGAUGUGUCUAGUGACGGUUACAGGUACAAAACCAAGGACAAGCAGACUGCUUGGGCCAAUGUGGCUAGAGUUUUCAUAACGGAUUUCGAUAAUAUGAAAGAUGUUGAAAAAACAGAAGUUUAUCGCAAGCUACACAGCAAAUGGCGUAACAUACGCGAUGCAUACGUCCGGAAUCUAAAACGCAAAGACGGAAAACGCGGUUACAUGUACGCGAAACACUUGACCUUCCUAAGCAGCCGGUAUAACGAAAACCACACCAGCGAGGACGAUACCACCGACGAGGAGAAAAACGUGAGCAUUAAUAAGCCUAGAAACAUCGAAGUUACAACAAACAGCGAUGAGGAAGCUUCGACUAUCGUCAACCUAAAGCGGCGUCGCGUCGAGAAAUUUGAUAAGAUUGAAUUUGUCGAAACGCCGAAUAUACAAACGGUGGAAACACACUGUACGGAAGAUGAAGAUAGGUCUUUCUUCGAUUCGUUGUUGCCAGCUGUCAGAGAGUUCGGUUUAGACCAGAAACUGGAAUUUAGGUGUGAGGUUUUAAAGUUAAUAAAACAUAUUAGGUCAGAAGCAAUUACUUUUAAGCCCGAAUUUAAUACUAUAGAUUAUUAAUGACUUACUUUUAAUACAUUAAAUAUAAAUAAAUAUACAAGUUAUAGUUUUGCA